Messenger RNA from Ceratina calcarata, 11617 nucleotides. Its product is annotated as zinc finger protein 608. Lineage: Eukaryota; Metazoa; Arthropoda; Insecta; Hymenoptera; Apidae. The coding region runs from base 2067 to 7865 and encodes 1932 amino acids. The transcript has 5 exons. The record is from RefSeq and is a predicted model, not a curated record. Gene Ontology annotation, cellular component: nucleus. Gene Ontology annotation, biological process: regulation of transcription by RNA polymerase II.
CGAAUUGUGCAUUUGAGCAACGGAUUAAACGUAUCCCUUUUCCUAGGAUCCGCCGAUUUUCGAUGGUUGUCAGUAAUACGUAUUUGCCAUGCGUGAAAAAGAAUUACAGAGUUAGAGCUAAUCGAUCCGUGGUUAGUCGAACAGUACGCGAACAGGCAAUUUAGGUGGUUCCUGUAACGAGACAUAAUUGGUAAUUCCAAUUUGCCGUUGAAGCAACGCGCACGAUCCCUGUUGUAUUUGCCCGAUGGAUAACGCAAACCGUUAUCGAAAAUCACCUAGCGUAGCGUUAUCAUGACGAAUAGUCUGCGUAUCGUAGCCUGUUGAGAUUGUUGAAAUCGAGUCGUGCUCGUUUCUCUUUUUUUUAUCGUUGUCAUUGUACGUGGCCGACACGACCGAUUCAAAUCGUAGUGAUUAUUGAAUCGUUAAAUACUAAUCAAAACGAGUCCUUGAAAUUAGUAAGUACAUACGACGUUUGAGAGAUAGAACAUUGUAUAAAUUGACCGAAGACUGUUAAUCAGAUUAUACAAUGCGUUUGGUUAUUUGCUCGUGGUUAAAUAUUUGACUUAAACAACGUCAGAUAAAAACAUACAGGCUUUAGUGUCGGUAAGUUUAAACUACCGACUUGUCGAGAUCUAAAAAUGUUUCGUUUUCUUCGCAACGGUCCGACGAUUUAACAUUGUUGAUUUUAGACGGUACCGUUGUGUUUUCCCUUCUGUCAGUCUCUUUAAAUACGUAAAAAUGCGCGGUUCGGAGUUGGCGCGAAUUCAAUCGAGCGCGUUCAGCCAGUUACGAACGUGGGACGCGCGAAUCGAACGUGUUUUUUUCACGUUCGAAGAAAUUGGAAUGUCGGUUAAUAACGUCGACUAUUCUACGAGUGAUCACCGUUGAAACGGAGAAAGUACCGCGCAUUGAGCGCAGCGCGAAACAACGGGUUGGUACAUCGUCUCCGACGUUGAUUGGAUCACCGGCAAAUGUCGCCGGGUAAAUUAAUCGUUCCCUGGCACGAAUUCCUCGGCGAAGUGAGGAUAUCAAUUUGUAUACGAGCCAUAUUUUAUCCGGAACGCGACAGUGUCGGCAACGUUUUAACCACGGAAUCGACUAUUUCAGUUCUCGACUAUUCCUCACCCAACUAAUUACACUUAAAUCUGCCGGAACGAUUUGAUUCAUAGGCAACAAUUUUUCCGAGCGAGUCGUCUAAUUUCAUCGCACUAGUUUCUAGAAAAAUACUAAACGGUUAAUGGGGUUCAGUAAAGACAAUGAGAAAUAAUACUGGGAUUACACUGGUGUCGAAAGCUUGGCAAACGAUGGUAGCACGCCGCGAGUUGUCAUAGCAGCGAGUUCGAAAAGCAAAUCGCGUCCCGAUUUGUCGCUUUAUAAAAGGACCAAAGGGAGAUCCGUCGGGAGCGCCUAAGGAAGAGAUACACGGGGAAACAAAAAGGGCAUUAUUCGAUGCGAGAUGCGAGAGCGAGGCGAAUCGAGGAUAGUCGCGUGCAACAGAUUUCGGUAAAGGACGGCGACAACGAGGAAAGACGAAGCGCGAAACUUUUAUAAAGAGGAACGGUCGAAAUCGUUAGAAUUCGUUGACAGAGUGAAAGAGUUGGGGAAGAAGGGGGAGGAAGAAAGAUAGGAAGAAGAAAGCGUGGAAAGGGGAGGCAGAUGUAUCAAAGAUAAGAGAAUGCAGCGCGGCGAGUAGAAAGCUUGAGAGAAGAAGAAGAAGAAGAGGGACCGCGUAUACUGGUGGCCCGGGUGAAGGAGAACGGCAACGAAGACAAGGCGUCGUGGUGGCUGGUGAACGAGUUGCGUCCGCGUUAAGGGGAAGAAAGGGAAUAAGAGGGGUGAUCGCGGAGAAAGGGUGGACAUAUCCCGGGGUCAUCGCGAAUAUCAGUGUGGAGGGUAGCCGCGAGACGAUAAGUGAUGUGUUCGAUGGACGUGGCGCGUCUCGCGGGCGGUGGUCGGGGUAAAACGGACGACGCGUGUCGCGCGCGGUGGAAUUGCGUGGAAUCGGUGAGAACAGGCGGGCAGUCGGUGAUCAGGCUGGCGGGCGCCGGGGAAACGUUUCAAAGGGCAUGGCGACCACGCCACUAGGCGGUCGCCUCCCUAACGUAAACCGCAAAGGACCAUCUCCGUUCGUCGGUGGUGGUGGUGGCAAUCACGGUAACAACGGGAACAGUAACAGCGGCGGUGGAAACGUAAUAGGCAACGGUAACAACGACGGCGGAAGCAACGGUAGCGGACACCCCGUAAAGAACAGUCAUCACGGUAACAACAACAACAACAAUAACAACAACAGUAACAAGAACAGCAACCACCUCGGUCGUCGUAGUAGCGACAGUGGCAACAGUGACGCGGAGAACCACCAGAAAACCGGUGGCGCGAUCGAGUGCGGUAAGAACAACACCGGCGUUGGUGGUAGCGACCACGGGAACAACCACGGGAACCACAACGGUGGUAACGGGACUGGUAGCAGCGGGAGCACGGCCGGCGGUGGAAAACACAACGGUGGACAAAUCGUCGGUGGUAUCGUCGGCGGAGGAGGAGGAGGAGGAGGCGGUGGUGGUAGUAGUAGUAGUAGUAGUCACUCGUCAAAGAAGCAGGAACGCGGGCUAACGGGAAAGGAGCACCGUGAUCAUCGGCAUCAUCACCAUCACCACCACCAUCAUCAUCACCAUCACCAUUCACACCAGCACCGCGAUCAGGGUCGUGAGAGAUCGUCGCCGCCGUCGUCGUCGUCGUCGUCGUCGGGACAACAGCGCGAGCCUAAAGCAAGCACGGUGGCUGCAAACACCGAUGAACUGGACCCGGCCGCGACUAAUGCGACCAACAACUUCGAGUACGACGACAACGAAUGGGACAUCGGAAUAGGGGAUUUGAUAAUCGACCUUGAUGCGGACAUUGAGAAGACGAGGGACGAGAAAUUGAGCUCAGGGACAGGCAUGGCUUCUACGCCUGCCUCGGCAGCAUCGGCAUCGAAUAACACGAAUCAUCAUCACCAUCAUCAUCACCACCAGCUGCAGAAUUCCGCGAACGGUUUGAACUCGGCGAACUUGGCCGUAGCCACGACAAGCCCGAACGGUUGCAGCCAGUCGUCCUCCUCGUCGUCGUCCUCCUCGUCAUCGUCUUCUUCUUCUUCUUCUGUCUCUUCUUCCUCGUGCUCGUCCUCGUCGACAUUGUCGUCAUCCGGCUUGUCCUCCGCCUCGUCUUCUUGCGGAUUGAACUCGUCCGGACGGUCGAACAGUCCUGGUAACGGCAACGGGAGUGUGGGCAACACCGGUAGCAACGGUAGCACCGGAAACGCGAACGGUUCCUCGUCGAUCGUUACGGGAACCUCUAAUAAACAAAGUAACGCCGUGGUGAGUAGCGUGAACGCCGCGCACGGUAAUCCCGGCAAUCCCGGCAAAAUGGCCGUUGAACACUCGGCCACCGUCGACAAAGGCCUGAAAAUGAAGAUUAAGCGUACGAAGCCUGGCACCAAGAGCAGCGAGGCAAAACACGAGAUCGUCAAGUCGAACGAAAUCAACGGAACCAUAUCGUCGCAGGAGACCGGAAACGGUGGUAGUGGUUCGGUGACUUCGGGCGGCUCGUCCGGCGCCUCGGGUAGCUCCGGUUCCUCUUCGUCGAUCGGCUCGACCGGAGUCAGUCAGAACGCUCAAAAUUCGGACUGCAACACUACCGGAACCGGUGGGACCGGUGCCGGCGCCAGUGGAGGUGUCGGUGGCAGUGGUGGUGGUGGUGGCAGCGGCGGAAAUGGUGCGGGCGGUGGCAACGGCGGCGGCGUCGGUAGCGGCGGUGCCGUCGGUUGCGGCGUCGGCGGAACUGGUGGCGUCGCCGGUUCCGGUGCCGGCGGCGGUGGUGCCGGUGGUGGUGUUGGAAGUGGUGUUGGUGGUCAAUCGUCGUCUUCGAGCAAAUCGAAACCGAGCCACUCGACCGGUUCGACCGGCGGUACCGGGAGCACGACCUCCUCGACCGCCGGUUCGAAGAGGGGCUCGAGUGGGCAUCGCAGGGAUAAAACAAGGGACAAGCAUGAGAAGCCGCAGAGUAACCACGCGGUUAAUCAGCAAAGUAAAUCGGAGAUGAACGGCACCGGGAGGCCCAGCAGCGGAAACAGUAUGGGGUCCAGUGGGAGCAGUGGCGGUGGUAGCAAUAGUGGCGGUCAAAGUCAAACUUCUAGCGGACCGGGACCGGGACCUGGACCGGGUAUAGGGGUUGGGGUUGGGUCUGGAGCCGGGGCCGGAGCGGCCACGCAAUCUCAAGGUCCGCCGGCUGCGGCGACGGCCCCUCAACAGAAUCAGGGACCGCCGCCUAGUUCGCGGACUGGGUUCUCGGUAUCCCAGGGACCUGGUCCACCGUCUAGCUCGGCUACAGCCCCGUGUCCACCCCCGAGUCCGGCUAGCGCGACUGCUGCCGGACCGGCCGCCAAACCCGAGCAAACCAAACUAGCAUCGGUGACUGGUAUCGGUGCACCGAUCACCGCAACGGCCGACGAUUCCAUGGACUCCGCGGCCAGUCCUCCGCCUGCCAAGAAAAUGAAGACUUCCUCCUCCGAACCAAAGGACAUGUCCGACGUUUGCGUCGGGACUAGCGUGGGAACCAUCACCGAGCCAGAAUGUUUGGGACCUUGCGAGCCCGGGACGUCGGUGACUCUCGAGGGCAUCGUUUGGCACGAAACCGAAGGAGGUGUGCUGGUGGUGAACGUAACGUGGCGAGGAAAAACGUACGUCGGUACUCUAUUAGACUGCACUCGUCACGACUGGGCGCCACCGAGGUUUUGCGAUUCCCCGACCAGCGAUCUCGACGCCAGGACGCCGAAGGGACGUGGCAAGCGAGGAAGGGCGGCGGCGAACGCGACCCCGGGCAAUGAUCUGAGCAAUUUCACGGAAACAAGGAGUUCGGUGCAUAGUAAAUUACGUAACGGUGGUGCAAAGGGACGACGCGGUGCACAAGGCUCGCCCGCAGCGAGUCCGAGUCCUGCCGCGUUUGUUCCACCUCGACCGGAUCCAGCGGCGAAGCGAAAAUCUCGGGGGCCGGAAGAGGAGGACAAGAACAAGAGAAGAGCUCCGCCGCCGACUCCGCCGAGCGGCUCGCCACCAGCGAGUCCUGUAUUACUUGAAUGCCCAGAACCGAACUGUAACAAAAAGUACAAACACAUAAACGGGCUUAAGUAUCACCAGAGUCACGCGCACGGAUCGGCGGACGACGAUGAUACGAAGGAGGGUAUUACAAGCAUGUCCGAGAACGACGAGAGUAAUAUUGAAGUCCCGAGUCCUGCGACGCCGGUUAAAUCGCCGGCAGACAAACCCGAAGGAACGCCGCUCAGGCCGGCUAGUCCUCCCGCGCCCGGUUUACCGCCGGAAACACCUCCACCACCGCCGCGUGUCGCCUCACCAAGCAUAGAACCUCCCGCGCCCAUUAUUGCCGUAGACAACAAAAAUAUCGUGAAGCCGGGCGUGCUGAGAUUCGGUCAGGAUGAUUUACCGGCGCCGCCGCCGACGAUACCGACCUCCGCGAGGCAGCAAUCCACGCAGCAGCAACAGCAACAGCAACAGUCGAAUUCAUCGAGUCAAUUAAGUGGCUCGAAUUCGCCGCAAAGCCCUAGUCCUCGAGCGAGCCAAUCGCCGAGGUCCGUACCGUCGCCGCAUCCUGGCGCGACCAUCCCGGCGCCGUUGAAUAUCCCUCAACCGCCUCAACCGUCCCAGAUGUCGCAGCACCAACAGAACUCUCUCCUGCAGCAGAGUCAGCAGGCGUUACAGGCCGGUCAACCGGCGCCGCCGCCUCCGCCGCAGCUUCAGUCAAGCCAGCAGAUGCAGUCGUCUGUGCAGCAACAGCAGCAGCAACAAUUGCCGGCGGCGCAUCAAAUGUCUGUACAGCAUCCGCUGUCGGCACAGCUCGGCCAGCCGACGCAAGCACACGUGGUGCAACAAGGUGGAAUGCAGCAGCAACAGCAACAGUCGCAGCCUAGCGCGUUACAAGGUAUCGCUAGUCAACAUCCCACUCUUCAAGGAUUGGCUAGCCAGGUGUCGCAGCAAGCGACGAGUAUGGGUCAAGCAGCGCCUCCCUCGCAGGGUCAUCCUGGCCAAGUACAGACGCAUUUACAAUCGCCGUAUCAGAGCGUAUCGUUACACGCGAAGAUGCCACAAUUCAAGGUUAAACCAACCGCGGCGCUAAUGCCCGAACAGGAUAAAAAUAAGGAUUCCAGGGCGUCGUCGAAGCCUCAAGGAUACAAGAAGAAGUCGAGAAAGUCUCCGGGCGGUAGUCCGCACCCUUCGCCGUUGGAAGCACCGAUGGUCGAUCCGGCGCGUGAGGAUGUCCAAAGUCCAGCGUACUCGGAUAUUUCCGAUGACACGGCGCCUGUGUUGGAAGCGGAACCGGCGGACAAAUCGAAGCUGAGUCAGGAGAAAGACGGGAAAACACCCGCGACCGCGCACCUGCCCGCGCACUUUAGUAUGUAUCCGUACUACGGCCAGCCCCCUUAUCUUGUUCCAAAUGUGCCCGAGAGUAAACCGAUCGAUCAGAAACCGAGCGAUUUGACCCCAAAGCAGGAAAUCAAACCGCUGAAUAUACCGCAAAUGCCGACGAUGGCCAGUCUACAGAGUGUCGUCGCGGAGAAAGAAAAGAAGGAGUUGAGCCAGCCGGUGCCGCAGCCGCAACAGCAGCCUCAUUAUUACGGUGGUUACGGCGGCUACAUGCCUCCUGGCUAUCCUUAUCAACCGCCGCAGCCUGUGUCGCAGCAGCAGCAACAUCAGCAGCAGCAGCAACAGCAGCAGCAGCAGCAAGCGCAGGAGCAAGAGAUGCAUGAACAGAAGGCGAAGAUCAAGCAGGAGCCACAAUCACAGCAGCCUAGUUUGAAAGACAAGCAACACGAGAACCACCAAAUAUUGAAGGAGAGCAUCGAGAUGAAGAGUCAGAUGAGCCCAUAUCACGUGUAUCACAGCGGGCAGAGUCAAAGGGCAGCGCCGCCGCCUCCUCCACCUGGUCCGAUGCAGGACGAUCGAAGGUAUUACCUGUAUUCGACCGAUCAGAGGCGAAAGGAGGAAGUGAGCAAGCAGAGUCAACAGACGAAGCCGCCGCCACCAAGUCCGAAGCAUCAACCGAAACAGGAGAAGGCGCAGGACUUGGGGAAAAACGAAGACUCGAAGAACAAGCAAGAGGGCGUCAAGCCGACGAUGGAGACGCAAGGCCCACCGCCGCCGCCUACCUCGCAAUACGCUUACAUUCAUCCGGGGUACAUGCAGCCGCAACACUACGGCGCGUUACCCUUCGACCCUGGACAUCCCGUGUAUCGAGGGCUUAGUCCGAUGCUGGUGCCCGGACCUUACUCUGGUAAUCCAUACCUUCAUCAAUUGCCAAGGUAUCACGCGCCAGAGGACCUGAGCAGGCCACCGGGUGGCAAGGCCCUCGAUCUGCUCCAGCACCAUGCCAAUCAGUAUUAUUCGGCGCACAAGAUACACGAACUUCAGGAGCGUGCGCUGAAAUCGCCGACCCCGAAGACCUCCGCGGCUUCAGCUAGUCCAUCGUCCGCGGGGCCAACGCCCUCCCGGCCACCGAGCGGGCCGCCUAGCUCGGUGGCCGGUCCCGGACCACCGCAACCUCAGACCCAGCAACCGCAGACGAAGCAACAGAGCCAACCGGGCGGUCAACAGUCACAGCAACAGCAACAACCGGUCGACGCCGGAAGUGGAACUCUGACGAAGGAUAAUAGAUCGCCCCCGCCGCAGCGACACGUGCACACGCAUCAUCACACGCACGUCGGCCUAGGCUACCCCCUACUCACAGGACAAUACCCCGCCCCUUACGGAGCGGCAAUGCUGGCGAGUCAGCAGGCCGCCGCGGUAGCCGCAUCGGUGAUCUCGCCAUUCCCGCCCAAGUGACCCGCGGCCCCCGGUCCCGUACUAGCUGCCGGAACGACCGGACCCGCAUCCGCACAAACUCACCACACGUCUCAUCAUCCACCGCCAGUGAGCGGCGCGGCCGCCGCGGGACAUCCGCACCCUGCCGCCGCUGGCAGGCAACCUUAGGAUCGUCUCGGGAAACGAGAUAACCGAUUCAGAUAAUCCAAGUCUACUCUACCUCUGCUUCUACUUCGUUAAACGCGACGCACCAGAUGAACGUUCGGUCCACCAGAGAGGGAAAGAGAGUCCGCUACCAGGCAACCUUUGAAUCAUCCGCGGGAGCAACCGAUCAUUAGUAUUCGCUCCCAAUUUUUCUUUGUUAACGCAACGCACUGAAAAGAGAGUCCAAUUUGUAUUUAUCAGCUUACCAGCAGAACCCUGCCGUCUACCGUCAUCGUCAUCGUCGUCGUCCAAGAAUCAUUCGUUAACGCGCGAUCACCGCAUAAGGAAACACGUACGCCUUUCAACUUACCAUUCCGGUUUCUGCUUUCGUUUCUGGGCCAGGGGAAGUCACACAAACGUGUCGAAGCUAAUAAGAGAAGGACCGACUGGACAAUUCGCUUACCGCGUGCAUUUUAUUCUAUUAUUAGUUUUCAGUUCGUCGACAUAUACGCACAAUUUAUGCUAAAUUCUAAUAAAAUUCACGAAGGGAUCUCGACGCAAAAAGAUCACCAAUUGAGUAUCAAGAAUCUUCCAUUAACGAGUAAAUAAAAUUUUUCGCAAGUGUUUUGCACUAAUUAUUCCUUCCUUGAUACAAUCCUCGUCCACGAACUGUCGCGACUUCGGUCGAUGAGAACGACAAUGACGAUGACGGCGACACACCCGCAACUAUACGUAGGAAUAGAAUUAAUAUCCGAGGUGUUUGGACGCUUUUUCGUGCGCAAUCUAUGAACAAUUGUACAGUACGACGAUGGUUGUUGCGCUUAAAAAACGAUUCGCGACGGUCCGAUCCGUUGGAUGGGUGACUCCAAGCUCGCGAAACGUUGUUCUCGGUAUACUUAUAACAAAACUCAAGUGUUUGCGAAAACAGUGAAAGAACGAUUCUAAAGGGAAACCGCCGACGAACUACUGAACUUGAAAUAAGGGAAGCGUGCGCGCUCUGUGAGAUCUCGUUGCGUUAGACUGAUAAACGGCCGCGAAAAUCAUUGAUAUCGCGCGUAAUGAAAUAAAAUGAAAUAGUAACAGUACGGCCGUGCCACGAACCAAUUGCCCGAUUUUUCUCCGAUACAGAACAGAGCAAUCGAGGCGAACAUUUUUAUUCCACCUAGUGUUAAACGUAGAGAUGCAAAUUGUGCGAAUGGAAAAAAGAGAGGAAAUGGGAAACGCGUGUGCGAGCGUUUGUUUUCCGUGGACUCGUUGUGUAUAAUGCGAUUACCGAGUGUUCGGUCAGGAAAAUGUGUAUAGGGGAAUGAACAAAUUAUAAAUCGUUGUAUUUUAUUGUAAAAAGAUGAAAUGAGAGGGAGAGCGAAUGUCUGUGAGAGUACGAGCGCGAGAGCGAACGAGCGAGAGAGAGAGAGAGAGAGAGAGAGAAAGAGUGAGAGGAAGGUUGCUGCUAACCAGAGAUAUUGACAUUUUUCUAGAGAAAAAUUUUGCGUGACUCGCGGAACGAUACGUUUCUUAGGACAAUUCGAUAUUAACUCUACCAUUUUAAAAUAAAGUUUAAGACCGAACGGAGCUGGCUUAUGAUAUCAAACAAACACGAAGGAGAUUUUCAAGACCGUAAGCGUAAAAUAAAAAGAAAUCAUAAUAAUUCUAAAUAAUGAUAAUGCGAUCGUAAGUGAAAUGUACAUUGAAUACGCUAGAAUAAUAUUUGUUUACUAAAAAUUAAUGGUAGUAGCGUUGCGCAAAAUUAAGUAGAUAAACGAGUGCGUGUGCCUGUGCGUAUAUACCUGUUGUGCGUCCAGGAUGGAGAGAACGAGAGAGAGAGAGAGACAGAGAGUACGCGAGAGAGCGAGAGGGAUGUGAAGUGUGAAGUAAUUAAGGAAGGAGACGACAGGACGGAUAAAACUAAUUAACGAGAAAGGGAGAAGGCUAUUAGGUAUAUACAUAUAUUAUAAAAAUAUACAUAUAUGCGCCACGGUGAUACAUACGCGCAUCGUAUCCUGGCGGCUACCUAACGUUAGUUCAGUGACGAUUAUCAUUGUAUCUUUUAUUACGAUUAUUCAUUAAGUAAUUAUCGGUUCCAUUAUUUUAUUAUUGUAUCGUCGAUGAGAGGGGCGAAAAGUGGCGAGUGUUGUAAUCAGGAACGAUUGGUAAAACGCAUUGCCAAGAAUCCGAAAAAUCUAUUAAAUAAAAAAUAGUUUUAUCGUGCCGUGCGUAGUGUUGCAAAUGCCAAAUAAAAAGAAACAGAUCAAGGCGUGGUUUUUUAAUUCGAAACACAAAACAACGGCGAUAUUCGUUUAGUAGAGUGAAUGAAAGAAGAGAACUGGGGGGGAAUGUAUGUGCGCGUGUAUGAGAGAAAGGGAGAGUGAAAAUGAGGGAGGAAUGCGCGGGGGAUCGUCGUCUCAGUUUUAAUGAGGCGCGUUCGAAGGAGAAUCGGGCGGGCUUUAAGAGAAACAAAAAGUAAAAAUGCUGGUGCUGUGCUGUGAUUUUUAUAAAAAAUAAAAAGAAAAAACAGUGGGAGAGAAAGAGAGAACAGACGAGGCGGGAAAUCUGAAUUAAGAAAGAGAAUGAAGCCGAAGAUCUUGAUGAAAAUUUUUGUGAAAAUAUACAGAUAGCCUAAGUACCUGGACCAGCCCUGCGCUCUCCACUAAAUGAGUAAAUACGAGUAGAGAAUAUUACAGGAAAAAAAAGAGAAGAACGAAAGGACUAAAAAAUGAGAAAAGCGAGAAACAUGAUUGAAAAAAGGAAUCGAACGAACGAACAAAGGGAGUGGGAAACGAACACGUACGGAUUGUAUAGGCUGUAAAGUGUAUUUGCUUUUAAAAAAAAGAGAAAAAAAAACGAAAAAUUUAAUAUAAGUCUUUAAUCGCUGACUGCGCGAGGAAAAGAAACGAGCUGUCUCCAAUCGUCAAGUAACAUACGUUCGUAUAUCGCAAUUUCCCAUUUUCGUAAGGAUCACCCUCUUGUAACCAUUGUCUCGUUGUCUAUUUGAAUCAUAGCAGCGCAAGAAAGGAACCCUCUUUUGCAGCCAAUAAAUUUACCAUUGUAUCACGAGAAACGAUAACGUUUUAAUCCAGACGCUUCCCCCUUUUUAUUUCAACGAUCCUUUAACGACAUCUCGAUUAUCGCUUAUCGAUUAGACUUCCUAUUCUGUCCUCUUUUUUUUUUUAAUAAAUCAGAAACGAAUGUAAUUAGCAAUUGGAGACAAUCUCUGACUAAGGAUAUAUUCUAGCGAGUACUAAGUAUUUGCCACGAUGUUGCAUAAUCCAUUGCGAGAAUCCUGAGUAAAAUUUAAAGACACAAAGAAACGACAACAUAAAAGAUGGACUGAGAUACAAAGUAACAUAAUUAAACAAGGACCCGUAUUCUCGUCUCCUUUUUUUUAGACUUAUAAAAAUAGUGAGUCGUUACGCUUUAUAUAUUAUACACUUCGAAUAUAAUGAAUAUACGAGUAACAGUACGUACUGAAGCAAAUACAGAAAACGCAGGCAUCUUGUCGUUAAAUUGUAAGAUAUUGUGUUCAAACUCCAGAAUGUACUCUGAACCCCUUCCUCAGACUACUAUAUAUUAAAUAUAUUGUGCACUAUGCUCCAACUUGUCCAUACGAAUAAAUAUAUUGAAAAAUCUUA